Molecule: messenger RNA, 3782 nt
Organism: Engraulis encrasicolus (European anchovy)
Lineage: Eukaryota; Metazoa; Chordata; Actinopteri; Clupeiformes; Engraulidae
Product: AP-3 complex subunit beta-2
Exons: 28
Coding region: 51-3467 (1138 amino acids)
Biological process (GO): intracellular protein transport; vesicle-mediated transport; anterograde synaptic vesicle transport
Cellular component (GO): membrane coat; AP-3 adaptor complex
Source: RefSeq, a predicted model, not a curated record
AAGGCAACAGUCUAAACGGAAAUCUCUGCGACUCAAAAGAGGCUGCCGAGAUGUCCGCCAGCUCUGCAUUUGGUGAUGACAAAGGUGGUUCAUCUAACGUUGGCGAGCCGGAGUAUGGACAUGAUCCAGCAAGCGGUGGGAUCUUCUCGUCAGAUUACAAGAGACAUGAUGACCUGAAAGAAAUGCUGGAUAGCAACAAGGACUCGUUGAAACUCGAAGCGAUGAAGAGGAUUGUUGCGAUGAUUGCCAGAGGAAAGAAUGCCUCGGAGUUGUUCCCAGCUGUCGUGAAAAAUGUGGCUUGUAAAAAUAUCGAGGUAAAGAAGCUUGUUUAUGUAUACCUUGUGCGGUAUGCCGAGGAACAACAAGAUCUUGCUUUGCUGUCAAUCUCCACAUUUCAGCGGGGGUUAAAGGAUCCCAACCAGCUUAUUCGAGCAAGUGCACUACGGGUUUUGUCCAGCAUCCGAGUCACCAUCAUUGUACCCAUAAUGAUGCUCGCCAUCAAAGAAGCUGCAUCCGACAUGUCUCCAUAUGUCCGUAAAACUGCUGCUCAUGCCAUCCCAAAACUCUACAGUUUGGACCCCGACCAGAAGGACCAGUUAAUUGAAGUCAUAGAAAAACUGCUUGCUGAUAAAACUACGCUGGUCGCUGGCAGUGUUGUCAUGGCCUUUGAGGAAGUCUGCCCAGAGCGCAUUGACUUGAUCCACAAAAAUUACCGUAAGCUGUGUAACCUGCUAAUCGAUGUGGAGGAAUGGGGCCAGGUGGUGAUCAUCAACAUGCUGACCAGAUACGCUAGAACACAGUUCCUCAACCCCAACAUCAAUGAGACUCUUCUGGAGGAGGAAAAGGCUUUUUAUGGUUCUGAUGAAGAUGAGGACUCAAAGGAGGAGACCCCUGAUGCUGAGGUGUCCACUGCAGCCAAAAGGAAGCCCUACGUCAUGGAUCCUGACCACAGACUUCUACUGAGAAACACAAAACCUCUCCUACAGAGUCGGAAUGCAGCUGUUGUAAUGGCAGUUGCUCAGCUCUACUUUCAUCUUGCCCCCAAAGCCGAGGUUGGUGUUAUUGCAAAAGCUCUUGUUCGGCUCAUGAGAAGCCACAGUGAGGUCCAGUAUGUGGUUUUACAGAAUGUGGCCACCAUGACAAUCAAGCGAAGGGGAAUGUUUGAACCAUACCUCAAGAGCUUCUACAUACGCUCGACGGAUCCCACUCAGAUUAAGAUUCUAAAGCUUGAAGUCCUAACUAAUCUGGCAAAUGAGACCAAUAUUUCAACAAUCCUAAGAGAAUUUCAGACUUACAUCAAAAGUAAUGACAAAGACUUUGUGGCCGCCACAAUCCAGGCCAUUGGCCGCUGUGCCACAAACAUCGGCGAGGUCCGGGACACAUGCUUGAAUGGAUUAGUUCAGUUGCUCUCCAACCGUGAUGAACUGGUGGUAGCGGAAUCUGUGGUGGUGAUAAAGAAGUUGUUACAGAUGCAGCCGGAGCAGCACAGUGAAAUCAUUAAGCACAUGGCCAAACUCACUGACAACAUCCAGGUCCCAAUGGCGCGAGCUAGUAUCCUGUGGCUAAUUGGGGAAUACUGUGAGCAUGUACCCAAGAUUGCCCCUGAUGUCCUGAGGAAGAUGGCAAAGACAUUUACCAAUGAAGAAGACAUCGUCAAGCUACAGAUUAUGAAUCUGGCAGCCAAGCUAUAUCUUACAAAUUCGAAACAGACUAAACUUCUCACUCAAUAUGUGCUGAACCUGGCAAAAUAUGACCAAAACUAUGACAUCCGAGACCGAGCUCGAUUUAUCCGCCAGCUUAUCGUGCCCAUGGAAAAGGGCGGGGCCCUUAGCAAGUAUGCUAAGAAGUUGUUCCUAGCCUUGAAACCUGCACCUGUUCUGGAGUCUCCAUUUAAAGAUAGGGACCAUUUCCAGCUGGGAUCUCUGUCACAUCUGCUGAAUGCCAAAGCCGGCGGCUACCAGGAGUUACCCGACUGGCCCGACGUGGUGCCGGACCCAUCUGUGCGCAACGUGGAGGUGAAGGAUUCUGUUAUUAAGCUGCUUGAAAGAGUCACAACCUUAACCAGUGUUCCAGAAUGGACCAAGUGCAGCGGGCGUGACAAAAGAAAGGACAAAAAAGCAGACAAGCCGUUCUAUUCCGAUUCGGAGGGAGAAUCUGGCCCUACGGAGUCUGCCGACAGUGGAUCCGACUCUGAAAGUGAUUCAGAGAGUGGCAGUGAGACUGGCAGCAGCGAAGAGAGCGGUUCAAGAUCUGAUACGGAGGACAGUUACGAGGAGGAGGAGGAGUCAGACUCUGAAGGAAUGGAGAAAGUGCCAAAGGGAAGGAAUAUUCUGCGACGCAAAAAUAAGACGUCUGCCUCAGACAGCGCAGCCAGUGAUGAAAGUGGUGGAGAAGAGGACAGGCUACCGAAGCCAGGAUAUGGCAAGAGAUCGGAGUCAGAGGAGGAGAAGAGUGAAUCGGAAAGCAGCGAAUCAGAUUCUGAAUCAGAGCCGGAGUCUGAAUCUGAUGCUGACACGAAGAAGAAGAAGAAGAAAAAGAAGGUGCCUGUUUCCGCUCCUGCUUCCAAACCAACAAAAAAGGCUAACGUGGAAAAGAAGGAAGCCGUUGAAAAGAAGGAAAUGUCUCUUCUUGAUCUGGACGAUUUCCUGUCGACCCCAACUGAAUCCACGACAUAUCAAGUAUCUCCAGUCAGCAAUGUUGUUUCAAACAGCUUGGUCACAGACUUGGAAGGGUUAUCUUUGACAGAUACCACAAUGUCAGCAGUGACAAUCACUUCAUCCAGCUCUAUGAAGAUGUAUGAGCUUUUGCACCGCAUCAAAGGAGAGGGUCUGGCAGUGGAGUACUGCUUCAGCCGACAGCCUUUUAGUUCAGAUAUUCAUAUGGUAGCUGUUCAAAUCCAAUUCACCAACAACACCUCGUCAGAGGUCAAGAACCUGCAUGUGGAGGAACCAAAGCUGCAGUCUGGGAUGAGGAUGAAAGAAUUUCAAGAAAUUGAUGUAUUGCCCCCAUCUGGGACUGCUACUGCUGUGAUUGGCAUCGAUUUCUGUGAUUCCACACAAGCUGCCAAUUUCCAGCUAUGUACAAAUACACGGAAAUUUUUUGUGACUAUUCAGCCUCCAGUGGGAGAAUUGAUGACGCCGGUCUUCAUGACAGAAAACGAGUUUAAAAAAGAGCAAGGCAACCUGAUGGGCAUGAAUGAGAUUUCAGAAAAGCUGGCAUUGGGAGAGAUGUGUCAGAACGACAUUACUAUCGUGCAGAGAGUCACUAGUGCUGCAAACAUCAGCAGAGUGCCAUGCGGUUCUGACAAGGAAUGCAGGUUUGCUGGAAAAACUGUGACCAGUGGCAGUCUAGUGCUUGUGACUGUGCUGACCAAGGAGGGAGGCGCGGCUCAGCUUACGGUUAAUUGUGAAAAGAUGGUGAUCGGAACAAUGUUGGUGAAGGAUAUCUUACAGGCCCUGUCUCCGUAACGCAACUGCUUCAGAGACAAAAUGCCCUUUAACAUAUACUCUUAAAAACAGACAAGGUGUGUUUUGGUGUUAGAGAAAUAAUGGCUUAGUAGAAUACGAUUGCAGUCAAUGAUACCUCUUUUUUAAUUAAUAUAACCUCACCUAAACAAAUUACAUUUCCCAGAUUUUGGUAGUUGUGUCUGUAAUGUUCCAUCUAUAUUAUUGAAGAUAUAUUCAACUAGAUGUAGCUUUCAAGACCGAUUAAGAGAAAAUUGAAUUAUUGUUUUUUUUUGCUCUCCAUGCUGUGCUGAUGUAUUUAUACCUGUAAUAAAAGCA